CUCUUGAAGUGGGCGUGGCGAGCUCCCCAGGCCGUCUCGAGUCUCCUAGUUCCGCGAGGCUCGCGGGCGGGUCAUGCUACGCACGCUUGGUACCCGUUUUGGCGCCCGGCUCCUCCCGGCCACACUGGGCCUGGGGCCCGGGCCAGGUCGGAAGGUGUCUGGGGCGCGCGGGCAGGGCUGGCUGCAGCCUGCAGGCCACGAUACUGGCGUCAAGGUGUACAACAGCCUCACCCGAAGAAAGGACCCCUUAAUCGUGGGCAGCGCGGACGCCGCCUCCUGGUAUAGUUGUGGACCAACUGUCUAUGAUCAUGCACACCUUGGCCAUGCUUGCUCAUAUGUUAGAUUUGAUAUAAUUCGAAGGAUCCUAACCAGGGUUUUUGGAUGCAACAUCAUCAUGGUGAUGGGAAUUACAGAUGUGGAUGAUAAGAUAAUUAAAAGGGCUAAUGAGAUGAACAUAUCACCCGCUUCUCUCGCCAAUCUUUAUGAAGAAGAUUUUAAACAAGAUAUGGCAGCCUUGAAGGUUCUCCCACCCACUGUGUACUUGAGGGUAACUGAAAAUAUUCCUCAGAUAAUUUCCUUUAUUGAAGGAAUAAUUGCUAAUGGGCAUGCUUAUUCAACAGGAAAAGGCAACGUCUACUUUGAUCUGCAGUCGAGAGGAGACAAGUACGGCAAGCUCGUCGGUGUGACCCCCGGUCCUGUGGCAGAGCCAGGUGACUCUGACAAGCGGCAUGCCAGCGACUUUGCCCUUUGGAAGGCAGCUAAACCCCAGGAAAUUUUUUGGGCCUCUCCGUGGGGAAACGGAAGACCUGGCUGGCAUAUUGAAUGUUCUACCAUCUCAAGUUUGGUAUUUGGAAGUCAACUGGAUAUCCAUUCAGGUGGAAUAGAUCUAGCUUUUCCACAUCAUGAAAAUGAAAUUGCACAGUGUGAGGUCUUUCAUCAGUGCAAGCAAUGGGGAAAUUACUUUCUACAUUCUGGGCAUUUACACGUGAAAGGCAAAGAGAAAAUGUCCAAAUCACUGAAAAACUACGUUACUAUUAAGGACUUUCUGAAGACGUUUUCCCCUGAUGUCUUCCGGCUCUUCUGCAUGAGGAGCAGCUACAGGUCAGCCAUCGACUACAGCAGCAGCUCCAUGCUGGAAGCAAAGCACCUCUUGCUGGCCACAGCCGCAUUCGUGGAGGACGCUCGGGCCUACAUGAAGGGGCAGCUGGCGAGCGGCCCCAUCAGGGAAGACGUGCUGUGGGAGAGGCUCAGCCACACCAAGGCGGCUGUGAAGGCUGCCUUGGCGGAUGACUUCGACACGCCUGGGGCUGUGGAUGCCAUCAUGGACCUCAUUCACCAUGGGAACAGACAGCUGAAGACGGUCACUAAGGAACCUGGUGGUCCUAGGAGUCCUGCUGUGUUCGGCUCUAUCAUCUCCUACAUUGAGCAGUUUUUUGAGACAGUUGGAAUUUCUCUGGGAAACCGACAGUUUGUUUCAGGGGACAGCAGCUCGGCCACGAUGCACAGCGUGGUGGAGGAGCUGGUCCGAUUCCGGCUCAAGGUCCGGCAGUUCGCCCUGGCCACGGGUGAGGCCACCGGGGAGGCCCGGCGGCAGCAGCUCCUGGAGAGGCAGCCCCUGCUGGAGGCAUGCGACACCCUGCGCCAGGACCUUGCUGCUCACGGCAUCAGUAUUAAGGACAGGAGCAGCACAUCCACAUGGGAACUGCUGGGUCAGAGGUCAGACAACCACAAACUGGGGAGCUGAGGACACGUGAAGCGGGAACCACAGGCUAACAAUGUCGUUCUGUGUUUAUGUCAUGAUAGAAGCUUUAUAUUAAAGUUUCCUGUUGUGGCUGUUUAACAUUAAAGUAAGUUAAACUGAUACAGUUCCACUGGUGUAUUUGUAACUAUGUCUAAAAAAAUGGAUUUCUUUAUAGUACCAAUGGCCAUAGACACAAGUGCAGUUUAGUAAAUUCAGACAUUAUCAUUCAUGAUGCAAGCCAGCCGGCCCAUGUCGCAGGGUCUGACAGCCUGGGAGGACUGUGAGCCUGGAGCCCAGGAUGGAAGUCCUAAAUGAGGGUCCCAGAAGACAUCAAGGAAAGGGCAGGUGGGAUCUUGACAUGGGGCCAACAGGUCAGCAGCCUCCAGGACACCCCUUUCCUGAUGGGACCUUGGGGUGAUGUGGCCGUGCUACCUGCUCUACAGCAGGAGGACGCAGCCCGCACCUCUAGUGCUGGGCAGUGCUGGAAUGGAGAAGGUCAUUAAUUCUGGAGGAGUCUGAAUGGCAGGGCUGAGAGCAAGACACAGGUAUGAUAUAGGUGGCCAAGUGUGUGCGAGGGCAUUUGGCGGACAACUGGGGGCCAAGGUUGCUGGCGGCCUUGCUCUUGGGUCCCUCACCUUUCUGCUGCAGGUUGGGGAGCUGCUACCGCUGUUUGGGGAACCAGCAGGAAACAGAGUGACCCUCUUGCCACUUCCCCCAUCUCUCAGGUCCUGGCCAGGUACAGUUUCAGGCAGCAGGUAAGCAAGCACACGCUAGGCAUAGCUGAGGAUGGCUUGGUGUGGCUUGGCGGCCGAGUUUGUCAUUAACCUUCAGGACCCUGAAAGGCACUGGUGUUCCUAUUCUACAUAUAAGGAAACCCAUUCAGAAGCUGACGUGCUAAAAGUGACCCAAUCAGUACAUGGUAGAGGGAAGACCUCAGAUGGCAGGUAGGUCCCUUACAAGGAGACAUCCAAAUAGGGUCGAUUCAGUACUGAGAAGCAGACUGUCCCCUGAUGGCCAGACACCUAAGCUGCCCAUCCAGUACUUCCAAUGUGCUAUCCUGGUCUCAGGAAAGCCCCUGUAAGAGAGUGUCCUUAGCUGGAGCUAGUGAUUACACAUGGGUUUGUAAAAGAACAAGGAAGCAAUGACUAACUUAAAACUCCUGGUCCUUGGCUACUGAGGUAUAGUUCAUUAUCUCCCUUCUAACCAAAGGGAUUUUGAACUUAUUCAGAGCAAAAACUUAGAUAACAACCAACACAGGAAUCGUUCCUGUGACUGCUAAAUUUUAUUUUCUAUAUAAUGAAAUAGCAACAUUUCAUUAUUUUUCAAAUUACUUCACUUUAACAAUAUUGGUAGGCCCUGCUGAAAAACACUUUAGAUACAUAACAAGCUUAUAUAUUUUUAUCUUCCUAGUACCUAACAAUGUCUUCAACUUAGGAAAGUUGAAAGAUGGGUUCUGGCUAUUUAAGAAAAAACAUGAAACUCUACACUAAAAUAAACCAGAUCUGCCUUUUAAUAGUUACUAGGAUUUAGAUGUAAUACCCCAAAGAAAAAAAUGUCCGUGACAGUUUUUCUAGAAAAGUUCACAUAGUGAGACUUUUACAGUUAGAUGUGAAAUAAGUUACAAAUACUUUUAAAGAAAUCUUAGACGUUCAUGGCCAGUUUAAAGAAAGUAGGAUCCGUUUGGGGUGAGGUAUCUGAACCACAAAUCUUCACCCAAGAGUAACCACCAAGGGCAGACAGGCUUUUGAAGGAACUGGACAGGUCUUGCCCUUGUAGAAGGCAUUAUUCAACAGUAAGAGUACAUUCAAGUAAUGUGUUAGGAACCAAACCCUAUGGAGACAUGACAACUGAAAACAAGUAACUCUUAGGCCACUAAGAAAACCACCAGUACAACCAGCCACACAGACAACCAAACAAGCGAACCAGAGGUUAACAAGACAAUACAAUCUCAUUUAUUACAAUUUCAGAGUAUCAGCUUCUUUAAUGGAAUCUGAAUCUUCCUGAGGACCCACCCACUUUCAAACCACAAGGACCGCUGUUCUGCGCGGGAAGCAGGCAUGACCACAAAGUUCAGUUCCCCAAGGCCUCCUUGAUGCAUCCCGAAGCUUUCCACCCACGAGGGCACACCGAUGGGCCAUCUCAGGAACAACAGCAUGGUGACACUUGGGUGUCCCUCCCACUCACGCAUGCUCUGCUGGGCCCCAACAGCCACCACAUGCACUUGUGCGCACAGACAAGGAGAAGUAUAAGACACAAGAGCCCCCACUCGUCCAUUCAGGUGUCAGUGUCCCAUUAAGUGACCUUCUCUGAUUUUCCCACAGUGCCUCCAAAAGGGUUUCCAAGGCCAAACUGAUCACUGCCUAUUGUGAAUACUUGAACCAAUGAACCAAAAUAACCAAUGCUUAGUAUUUCUGCCCAGACCGCUUUAACAUAAUCACUAUUU
This is a messenger RNA of Hipposideros armiger (great roundleaf bat), 4184 nucleotides long. RefSeq names its product cysteinyl-tRNA synthetase 2, mitochondrial (gene CARS2). Gene Ontology annotation, biological process: cysteinyl-tRNA aminoacylation. The record is from RefSeq and is a predicted model, not a curated record. Gene Ontology annotation, cellular component: cytoplasm. The transcript has 15 exons. NCBI's taxonomy places the organism in Eukaryota, Metazoa, Chordata, Mammalia, Chiroptera, Hipposideridae. Gene Ontology annotation, molecular function: cysteine-tRNA ligase activity; ATP binding. Bases 74 to 1744 code for a protein of 556 amino acids.